AUCGUCAUCUCCUUUGAAUUUCAACCAAGCGCCUCAUCAUGUGGCGAGGUGCUACAACGAUGCUUCUGGAUGGAAGGACGACUGCUAAGACGGCGUCCAAUGUGUCAUUGCAUGGUUCCCAUCUUGGUCAAAUCUCCGGUUUCCAUGCGUCCGCACCGCGGCAGCGUCUACCUCUUGUGAUUGCAGCGGUCGGUGUCGGGCUGGCAAUCACGACGCGGUAUGUCAUUCGCGCACAAGAACGCGUCAAGCAGAAACGCGAGGCGGCGGCCGCUCCCCGGGACCAACCUCUGAGUGUGAUGGUGGGCUUGGAUCUCGGUUCCAUCAACGCACGUGCGUGCGGGAUCGACCUAGAGACGAAGCCAUACAAGACUGUGUUUGAAUCCGAUCGCAUGGCCGCCCAAGUCCGCAGCGGCGAGUUGGUCGUUGGCAACCUUGCCGCGAAGAACAUGGUUCCAAACCUGCGGGCGCAUCUGCUCACGGACGCGUCGUCGUCCGCUGGCAUCCUGGACAUAGGCGCCGACGACAGCGUUACCGUUGACACUGUCUUGGAAUCCUUGCUUGAAUCCCUUCAUGGUCGUGUGCGCAGCUCGCUCGAAAAGCAUCACAACGACAUGGACGACUUGUUGCCCUGUGUGUGCGCUGUCCCUUCGCACUACGACGGCCCGCCUCUAGACCGACUGCGGCUCAUUCUGCAGCAUGCUGGCUACCGCGUGAUGGACUUCGUCCCAGAAUCCGUCGCCGCAGCGCUGUCUCUCCCCAAGGAAGACGCCGGCACUCCGCCAGUCAAGCACUUGGCAGUGUUUGACAUGGGUGGCAUUGAAACCACGUGCUCGAUCCUCCACUGCGACGCCGACAUGACUUCGCCUACGAUCCUUAGCACAAGUACCACGACAGUUUGCAGUGGCGUCGCCGUUAGCGCAAACAUUGUCGAGCACCUCGCAGGAGCCUUUCAAAAGAAACAUGGCAUUGAUUUGCGUGUGGAUUCGCUGGCCAUGGAACGGCUCACCCAAGCGGCGGACGCGGUACGAUUACAAUACCUGUUGUGGUCUGUGACGUGGCACGCUGUAGGCCAAGCACGAGCUCAGUAGCGCCGCGUUUAGCCAAGUGCAUUUGCCGUUCAUCACGGCCGACGCCAGUGGCGCCAAGCAUCUCGAACACACGAUUACGUCGUCCGCGCUCCAUCGACUCAUGGAAACGCCCCUGGAACAUGCCGCCACGUUGUGUCGAGAAGCGCUGCGACGCGCCAAGCUGGACGCGGUGGAUGCCGUCGUGGUGGUCGGUGGCGGGGGCAAGUCGCCCCUCGUGCAGGCCAGCGUGGGCCACGCGCUGGACAAUCCUAGACUGCUUGUUAUUGAGAAUGCAGAAGAAGCAGUAGCGUUGGGGGCUGCUACCCGUGGUGUGGCGCUGGCAGAGUUCACAACGUUGCGAUAGUUAAAGACAUAAUAGAGACCAAACAAAAUGAUGUGAUUUUUGGAGGCUUUUCGCGGUGUUAGCAACUUGACAUUGUCGCACACACAAACGAGAAUGAUUACGUCGACCUUAUGUGGCUAUAUUUUGAAUGCUUCCACCUUGCAACUUACCUUUUUAUGUCAUGCAUAUACAGUGUCCACAUGAAGUACACCUUGGUAGGACAGGGAAUUCUACCCUAAUUCUAGAAU
This is a messenger RNA of Aphanomyces astaci, 1658 nucleotides long. RefSeq lists its product as hypothetical. Lineage: Eukaryota; Oomycota; Saprolegniomycetes; Saprolegniales; Verrucalvaceae. Bases 39 to 1088 code for a protein of 349 amino acids. Gene Ontology annotation, cellular component: cytosol. The record is from RefSeq and is a predicted model, not a curated record. The transcript has 4 exons. Gene Ontology annotation, molecular function: ATP-dependent protein folding chaperone; ATP binding.